Molecule: messenger RNA, 2524 nt
Organism: Folsomia candida
Lineage: Eukaryota; Metazoa; Arthropoda; Collembola; Entomobryomorpha; Isotomidae
Exons: 4
Coding region: 670-1743 (357 amino acids)
Source: RefSeq, a predicted model, not a curated record
AUCAGAAUCCCCUCUUGCAAAAAAGAACAAAUAUUAAUUUUUAUCCAUCCAGCACCAAGUUUGCAUACAAAUGAGAAUAAAAACCAGAAAUAGAUGAAUUGGUUUUUAUCGUUGACUUGAAUUUUAAAUUCUCGAAACAAAUGCUUCUGUUGUUGUGCUUGAUGCUGUGUGUGUGUGAAGGAAAGAGUAAAGUCGAGCUUUGAACGUUGUUCCCGCCACCUUCGUCUCACGCGCAGUUUCUAGCAUCUGUAUGUGUGAUGACUUUUAUCGGUCACAUCAACCAUCACAACAGGAGCUAAAAUUUUUCUCUCUCUGAACAAAUAUUUGUUUUCAAACAAAUUGACAAACUUAAAAGUGAACAACCGGACAAUUUUUCAAUAAUGGACGAGGCAAGUGACAUGACAUGGGAAGAGUUGGAAGAAGGCGAACAUCCUCUUCGAUUCUGGGAGAGGAUGGAUUACUGGAGUGAAAUGGAAAGAGCACGUCAUCGUCAACAAAUUGACUUGACUCCCUAUCCCUCCACGGUCACCGGAGCCACAAGUUGUACAGGAGGGAGAACAUGUCGAGGUCGGUGAAGGACAUCAAGUUGAUGACGAAGACAGGAGCGCAUCUGGUCGUCCUCCCAAAAGGAAAAGUUUCAAGGGUCGAUCCGACUCUUACGCCCGACAAAUGGCUGUGGCGGCUGUGCCUGAAGAUGUGAUGGCGAUAGUUCCGAUCGACGCGGCUCGAUUGUACUCCCCUAAUGAGGCCUUGGAUCGCAUACGAAUUAGUUUUUUGGCCUGGAUUAACAAUCUGAAGAAGAAGGAUGACGACGGUGUGGAAUCCUGGAUGGAUAGGGCCCAGUAUAGGAGGUCAAACUACAGCUGGUCAAGGAAUAAGAAUACUGGAAAAUAUUGCUACUUCAUUGCAACUCCAACCGUUAAACGCCCUGAUAUGCGAGGAACAUUGGGUUCAAGGUUUAUGACUGAGUGGUUAAAGGAGAUGUCCGCGCUGAGGCGAGAAUAUAUUCAAUGGAGGAGCCAGUUGGAAAGUGUCCGUGAGGUUAGCAGGGUCGCCAUGUCAAAACAACGAAAAACCAAUCCUCGUCAUGCAACGAGCUAUUUGCUGGAAAUCCGCGAGCUGGACCCUGGCAUCAUCCGGUCCUAUGUGUCAGGGACCCUUUCGUGGGAAGAAAUUACCCGAUAUCCGGCCAUAAAAAUCUGGAGGUAUCCAGGUGUAACGGAGUCAAUUAAUGCACAAUUAUCGGCAAGAGGACACCAUUUUGUCGCAGACCCUACUAUAGCAAAAUCUCUGGUUCACGACAAAAUGCGAGAAAUCGGAACCGACAAUUGCAUUUGUAUCGAAGUAUACGCCCACCUCUGUGAUAGUAUGUAUACGGCUCAGCUGGGCGAAUCUUACACCAUGACGUAUGCUUCGAAGUACAACGAAUUGAAAAAGGCAGGACAUAUCAUCAGCAACAUUGAGUACAUCAUUUCUCGUCCCGAUGCGGCCCUAAAAACUAAGCUGAUUCCUGUUGCUGAGAAGGACGCCAUCGAUGGAAAACAGCUGUACGAGAUUGUUCCGCCCACGGACCUGCGUCACCCUCCUCACCAUGCAAACGACAAGGAGAUUCGACAACUGCCCUAUAAAAUUUACCAAUCAUCAAUGAUUGAAAAAUUCAUUACAGGAACGCGUGGAGACCAGCAAAACGUUUGGCCGCAUGUGUAUGACGCUGAGCGUGACCUGCCCCGUAUCACGCUUUAGAGUUUUGUAUGUAUUGUUUAUUUAUUCUAUUGUAUUAAUCUUUGUUUCUUAUUUUUCCUGACAUAGUUGUCAGUCGAUAUUUUUUUAUUUAUGAGACAUGAACUUAUUAGUGAAUUACAUGACGUGUAAUAAAAAUGUGACGUGUAAUAGAAUUUUAUUUUAUUACACGUUUUAUACAAAGGCAAUAAUACGCCGGAUCCACAUUCAAUUCCCUUCUCAUCUUUAAAGACUUUUGCACCUGCACUGCCGCCACAAGCAGCAGCAGCAGCGUCAGACAGCAACUUUUUUGAGGGCUGAACUUUACCAAUUUCAGAUCAGGCAUUGAAUCGAAGGCUGCUGUUGGUGUGGUCUGGAUAGAUAAAUGUUUCCUAUUCACUACAAUUUAUUUUACUUUUACUUUUCCAAUGGAUAUUUCUUCUGGUGUUGCCUUCCUUCCUUGCCUCCUCGGAUUGUGUAAUGAGAAUGGGAGAGAACAGACAAAGUAAACUAUUGUGUAGAAUUCUUUUCCUCCGAACAAUUUACAUAAGAAAUUCGUUCUCUUUUUUUAAAGCUUCAUUUUUCUAACAACAAAGAAAAAGAUCGAUUUUACUCUUACUACACUGUACUCGUGCUUGCAUACUUACUCCACUUCUUUGCUCUUUCACAGUGUCAUACUCAUCCUCAGAGAAAGCUUAUAUACUUUUACUACUACCACCAAGUUGAGAAAGUUGAUUUUUCUCAAUUCUUCUCCCUCCUCCCUGGAAUCUAAACUUGUAUUAUGCAGAAGAAAAAACUAUUGAAU